Messenger RNA from Nomia melanderi (Alkali bee), 2730 nucleotides. Its product is annotated as Matrix metalloproteinase 1. Gene Ontology annotation, molecular function: metalloendopeptidase activity; zinc ion binding. Gene Ontology annotation, biological process: extracellular matrix organization; collagen catabolic process; proteolysis. Gene Ontology annotation, cellular component: extracellular matrix. The record is from RefSeq and is a predicted model, not a curated record. NCBI's taxonomy places the organism in Eukaryota, Metazoa, Arthropoda, Insecta, Hymenoptera, Halictidae.
AAAAAAAACCGAAAAGAACCGAAGAAAGGCAAGCUCGAUCGAAGUGGCUCGCGAGCAGACACACGCGCGCGGUGGAAAACGAUCGAUAGUGUCGUGGCAACGACGGUUUCUGCCUGUCUGGCCAACCUGGCUGCCACCCUUUGUGCUACCACCGACUGUCGGACAAGGUGGUCAGUCGGAAUCCUUCGUUAGGACGUACCUUAGCUGCGAGACACUCGAGAGAUCGGUGGACACUUGAUCUACAGCUCUUGCAGGAGACUGAUCGUGAAGGAAUCGAGGAUCGUUCAGGUUGGGGAGUUAGAAGAUUCUCUUGAUCGAGAGGACACGUGGCGGUCCUGCGAUCUUGGGGCUGACGAUCCUGCGGAAACACGUGUGUCAGUGGUAUCGUCGGGGUGCUGGAACGUUUAGGGGACUUUUGUGAUCGGCGAGGAUUUUACUCGGUGGAAUAGUCGCAGCCGUUGAUCAGAGGUUCGAAGAUUGUUGGGUUUGAGGAACAAGGAGACGAUGGCUAGGUGGAACGGUUUCUUCAGCUGGGAGAGGUGUACCGGAAGUGUCCUGCUCGCGGUGCUCCUCGCUGUCGCGAGGGUUAGCACUGAGGAAGAGGGACCCCCUAUCUCGCAGACUGCGGCUAUGAACUACCUCUCACAAUUCGGCUACUUGCAACCAAUAAAUCCGACGAGUGGCGGCAUUAUAUCCAAGGACUCGUUGUCCAAGGCGGUCGCCGAAUUCCAGGCCUUCGCGGGAUUGAAUAUAACAGGCGAUUUCGACGAAGAAACGUACAAACUGAUGGCGCUACCAAGGUGCGGUGUCAAAGACAAAGUUGGCCCGGGAUUCGGACGAUCGAAGCGGUACGCUCUCCAAGGGUCGAGAUGGCGCGUGAAAAAGCUAACUUACAAGAUCAGCAAGUACCCACGAAAUCUGCCGCAACAGAAAGUCGACGUGGAGCUGAACAAAGCGUUCAAAGUUUGGUCGGAGUACACCGAUCUCGUCUUCAUUCAGAAGAAAUCUGGACAGGUACACAUCGAGAUUAGAUUCGAAAAGGGCGAGCACGGUGACGGAGAUCCUUUCGAUGGCCCCGGUGGCACUUUGGCCCACGCUUACUUCCCCGUGUACGGUGGCGAUGCCCAUUUCGACGACGCGGAACAAUGGACCAUCGACAGUUAUCGCGGCACGAAUCUAUUCCAAGUUGCAGCUCACGAAUUCGGCCAUUCUCUCGGUUUGAGUCACAGCGACGUGAAAUCGGCCCUAAUGGCACCCUUUUAUCGAGGCUACGAGCCCUACUUCCGAUUGGACGAUGACGAUAUUCAGGGUAUUCAGACUCUAUACGGAAAGAAGACCACGAAUACCGUUGGAACCCCAACUGGACCUAAAUUCGGCACCACAACCUCAACACCGGUCAGCGAAGAGGACUCUGAACUUUGUACUGACCCGAAAGUGGACACUAUGUUCAAUUCCGCGGAGGGACACAUAUACGUGUUCAAGGGUGAGCGUUACUGGAGAUUAACUGCGGAUGGCGUCGCAGUCGGAUAUCCCAAACUGAUUUCCAACUCAUGGAAAGGUCUACCAGGAAACAUUGACGCCGCGUUUACAUAUAAAAAUGGAAAGACUUACUUCUUCAAGGGCUCGAAAUAUUGGAGAUACGUGGGCAAGAGAAUGGACGGUGAUUACCCGAAGGAAAUCAGCGAAGGUUUCACUGGCAUCCCGGACAAUAUCGACACCGUAACCGUGUGGACCGGAAACGGCAAGAUCUACUUCUAUAAGGGCAGCAAGUUCUGGAGGUUCGAUCCCGCACAGAAACCACCGGUGAAGAACACAUAUCCUAAACUGAUCUCAAACUGGGAGGGUCUUCCUGACAACUUAGACGCAUCGAUCGUCUAUCGUGGUUACACGUACUUCUUCAAAGGUGACGCCUACUACCGAUUCCAGGACAGGUCGUUCAGCGUGGACGUUGCUGAUCCAGCGUUCCCAAGAUCGACGGCCUACUGGUGGUUCGGGUGCAGGUCCGCCAACAAAGGAACAUUAGGUAAUGUCCAAUGGCUGCGUGAAAAUCCUGAGGACACUUUUUCACAUUCUGGCUUUCUGGAGACCGGCGGCGGUGACUUUUACAACGGCGAUGACGACGGUUACGGGGACGUGGGAGACAUUAUUCUAGACGCAGAGGACAACAGUCUACACUCGGAAUCGCGUGGGUUCGGGAAAAAGUGAACGAACGAGAAUGAAAAACUUGUUCGUUCGAGGAAUCUCGUUGAGUCAUAAACUCGGGUUAGGAGGCAGCAAAUAUGGAACGACAAAUUUUCCAGAGAAAAAGUCAUUUAAAUGCAGUAAAUAAAGCACGCACGGGAUUAUGAGAGGCAGGUUCAUGGAGCAGACCUCACGGAGAAAACUGAUCCAAAACAAACUAAAUAAAGUUCCAAACAACGACGAGAGCCUGCGAUUUGUAAUCCACGUAUCACCUCUGUUGUUUCACCCGCGAAACUCUGUGCUGAGCACGACCGGUGCAGUGAGCCAUCCAAUCAACGACGAUUCACUUAAGCUUCUAUAAGCCCCUCUCUACGAUUUGUUUAUAAAAUUCGACAGGCGAAACGGACGAGCAGCUAGUCACGUCUUCCAAUCAGGACGCAGACUCUGGGGCGGGAAGCGUUUUCAAAUUGUCGUCCAAAUGGUGGUACUUUUCGCUCAACAUAUUGACCAUGAUCAUCGCUAGAAUAAUCGCCGCUACGUAAAGAAACU